AUGAUAAAAAGAUUUUCCCUAAAUAUUUUGAUGGAGUUGUUAUUUUCAAAAAAGCUAACAGAUAACAAAAACCAAGAUGAAAAUGCAACUAAAUUUGUAAAAUCUGUUAAUAAUGUUUUUGAUCAUUUGGGUAAAGGAAAUCUAUCAGAUUUCAUAUCAAUAUUAAGACCCUUUUUUUAUUUUAACGGUAAAAGUUUUGAAAGAGAAUUUAAAUAUAUAAUGAAUAUAUUAGAGGAUAUUUAUAAUGAACAUCUUGAAAAUUUGGAUAUAAAAAACCCAAUAGAUUUGUUUGAUCAAUUGAUUAUUGAAACUAAUGGUGACAAGGAAUUUAUUAAAAAUAUUUCAUUGGAUUUAAUAUUGGCUGGAUCCGAUACAACUGUUUCGACAAUAGAGUGGUUUAUUGUGUUUAUGAUUAACAACCCUGAGAUACAAGAAAAAGUUUACAACGAAAUUUUAAAUACAUUUGCUUAUGAUAAGUAUCUAAGCUAUAGUGAUACACUUAAAUUGCCAUUGUUCAACUCUUGCAUAAAAGAAACAAUGAGAUUAAAACCUGCAGUUCCACUUGGUGUAUUUAGAUAUUCUCGUGAGGAUGCCUAUGUUGGUAAAAACAAUGAAUAUUUUAUACCUAAAAAUACCAUGAUAUUUCAAAAUAUUUACGGUUUAAAUAAUUCGGAACGUUUUGUUGAAGACCAUGAACAUUUUAAACCUGAAAGAUGGAUAGAUUGCAAUGAUAGCAACAAUGAUGAUUGUAUUAAAACUGAUGAAGAGGGUAAAGAAAAGUACUAUAACAAAGUUGAGAAGCUUUUGAAUCCUUUUUCAAUGGGCAAACGUCGUUGUCCUGGUGAACAAAUUGCCAAAGUUGAAAUUAAUAUAUUCCUCUGUAAUCUAUUAUUAAAUUUCAAAUUGGAAAGUGAAAAUGGAAUUAAAAAAAUUGAUGAAAAAGAAUUGUUUUUUAUUACUAUCCGUCCAAAACCAUUUAAUAUAAAAUUUGUAAAAAGAAAUUAA
This is a messenger RNA of Dictyostelium purpureum, 1005 nucleotides long. RefSeq lists its product as uncharacterized. The coding region runs from base 1 to 1005 and encodes 334 amino acids. The transcript is spliced from 3 exons. NCBI's taxonomy places the organism in Eukaryota, Evosea, Eumycetozoa, Dictyosteliales, Dictyosteliaceae. Gene Ontology annotation, molecular function: heme binding; monooxygenase activity; oxidoreductase activity, acting on paired donors, with incorporation or reduction of molecular oxygen. The record is from RefSeq and is a predicted model, not a curated record.